AGUUCGAAAAAAACUUAACCUACAAAAAAAUGUUCUGUGCGAUGUGUUUUCAUUAAUUUUCCAGAAACAGUGAAAAUACGAAAGAAAAAUGUCUGGAUUUCUUCUAAAUAGCAUAAGACAAUCUCUGCUAUUGUCUCCUAAAAAUUGCCCAACAUCCUUGGCAGCUGCCCUUCCGGGAGGAAUUUUGGAGCAAAAAAGAUACAGCAAACACUGGAAGCCCGAAUUUAAAUGGUUGCGCAUGAAAAAGGUGAUUAAAAUCAAAAUUCCCAAUUUGAAUGAGAAACCGGAAGAUUUGUCGUCAGAUGAGAUGAAAAGUCGCCUCAGGGAACGAGGAGUUCUACCUCCGCGUCCCUGGCUUGAGCGUCCCUUCUACAUCAGUUGUACAGGUGGAAUAUUUGAGCCAUACGUUCCCCCUGAGGGUGAUGGAAAAAUGUCCUCAAUCACAAAGGAGGGUGCUAAGCAAAAAUUUGAAUUCAUUGAGAAGAAAUCAAAGAGUAUGAUGGCUCUGCGAAAGAUCCGGCAGUUUGAGGAAGACUUCGAUGCCCCAGUGUUCUGCAAGGAAGCUCAGGAUAUCUACAUUAAAAUACACGAGUUAAUGAUGAAUAGGGAAAAGUACAAGAUACGAGAAUACCUGACAGAACGAGCCUAUCCGGAAGUAAUGCACAAUACGCGAGACAAAACGAUUCACUGGAAGUUCCUCAAAUCAUUGGAUUAUCCCAAACUCGUACAUGCACGAUGUACCGAAAUGAUAAGCAAAGAUAAUAUCUUCGCUCAAGUCACUGUUCGCUUUCACACGCAGCAAAUCCUUGCAAUUUACGACAGAUUCGGUCGACUUCUUCACGGUAGUGAAAUCCUGGCCAAGGAUGUGCUGGAGUAUGCUGUUUUUGAAAAGCAUCUCUCCCAUGAAUAUGGAAAGUGGCGCCUUCAUGAGAAAAUAAUCCCUGACUGGAUGCCUGCCAAGGAACCAGGUCCAGUGACCUAUCGCGUGGACGAUACUCCGCCUCCUGUGCCGGAACCCACGCAAGAGGAAGCCACUGACUCUGUAGCAGUCACUUCAUCAGCAGACGGAGGGAAACAAGUAGCCACGGCGUAAAUUAGUAUAUUGUAUAAUUAUUUUAUUUGAUAUAAAAUAUAGAAUAUCCAUAUAGAA
Lutzomyia longipalpis is the source of this 1150-nucleotide messenger RNA. RefSeq names its product probable 39S ribosomal protein L45, mitochondrial (gene mRpL45). The transcript has 2 exons. Bases 89 to 1093 code for a protein of 334 amino acids. The record is from RefSeq and is a predicted model, not a curated record. Lineage: Eukaryota; Metazoa; Arthropoda; Insecta; Diptera; Psychodidae. Gene Ontology annotation, cellular component: mitochondrion.